Molecule: messenger RNA, 567 nt
Organism: Paramecium tetraurelia
Lineage: Eukaryota; Ciliophora; Oligohymenophorea; Peniculida; Parameciidae
Exons: 3
Biological process (GO): regulation of DNA-templated transcription
Cellular component (GO): nucleus
Source: RefSeq, a predicted model, not a curated record
AUGUACAAAUAUUUAUGGGUAAUUAUAUGUGGUAUUAUAUAUUAAUAAUUUUUAACGAAUUAUAAAUAAUUCAAAUUUUAAAACCAAAUGAAAACUUUUUAAAUUAGUAAAGACUCAUCAUUUAGGAUCCUAGUGCCAUAAAAUAGAAUUGAAAUGGAAGAGGAAACAGUGGAAACAUCAAUCUAGUUAGAUUCAAAGAAUAUUUAUCGACCAAUUAAGAUUAUAUUUCCUCCUCCAAAUCUCCCAAAAAUCAUUACAAAUACAAAAUCAUGUAAUUGCAAGAAAUCCUAAUGCUUAAAACAAUAUUGUGAUUGCUUUGCUAACGGAUAAAUGUGCUCAGAAAAUUGUAAUUGUGUUGGUUGUUUCAAUAAUACACUUAAUAUGGAAUAAAGAAAGGAGGCCAAAGUGUAAAUUAUUAAUCGAGACCCUGGAGCUUUUAAAUAAAGUUUCAAAGGGUGCAAUUGUAAAAAGUCUGGAUGCCAAAAGAAAUAUUGUGAAUGUUUUUUAAGUGGUCUAGCAUGUACACAUUUGUGUAGAUGUGAUGGAUGUCUCAAUUGCUCAAAGUGA